Molecule: messenger RNA, 1589 nt
Organism: Fopius arisanus
Lineage: Eukaryota; Metazoa; Arthropoda; Insecta; Hymenoptera; Braconidae
Product: transmembrane protein 234 homolog
Exons: 4
Coding region: 103-519 (138 amino acids)
Source: RefSeq, a predicted model, not a curated record
AGUCAAUCCUCUUUAGUGCUGAAAAAUCUCCGAAAAACAAAAUUUUGAAAGUUAUCGAAAAUCUCCAGAAAGUCUGAUCAAAACGUGAGAACCGAAUAAAAAAUGGCUGUGACCUUAGAAUCCGUAAUUUAUUUAAUUAUUGUUGCGAUUUUCUGGGGUGUGACGAAUCCCUUUAUCAAAAAAGGAGCAGUUGGAGUUGAGAAUGUCCAGGCGUCCACCUCGAGUGCACGAUUUUUUAAACAGAUUUUCUUUCUUUUCACUAAUUUGAAGUAUUUGGUGCCAUUUUCCAUCAACCAAUGCGGAUCUCUCCUGUAUGUGGCGUCUCUGGGAAGUACCGAUUUAUCUCUCGCUGUUCCGGUUGCAAAUUCCCUCACGUUUGCGUUCACUGGGCUUGCCGGAUGGUUUCUAGGGGAAGAGAAGCCAAAUAAAAUUACGUACAUGGGAAUAUUGAUGAUCCUUGCCGGCACUGCCCUUUGCUGCCUCGAUAAACUCUCCCCUGAUGAUGAGAUAACAUCAUAAAUCUCGAAUGUAUUUGUUUAUCCCAAAAUAUUUAUGUCAAAUUGAUAGACGUGGAGAAAAAAAUCCACUCAGUAAUGAAGAGCUAGGACGAGUUUUCGAGAGUUAUCUCCGAAACCCAGACAGGUAGCAAAAUCUUCUUAGAACCUUUUUUGUAGAGAAAAAUCAGAGCUAUACAAAAGGUCCUUACCAAAUCUACGCUAUCUCCUUUGGAUUCGUAGAUAUUUCUCCAAAAUCUACACUAGAGCUAAAGCGAUUUUUACCCAUCCCUCUCCUGAAUGAUUACUAACUUUUAUAUUGUAAAAAAAGAUUGUAUAAAGUGGAUAUGGAAUAUUUUUUAUACUUGCAAACUAGUUAUUUAUAUUAUUAUUACGAAAAAAUGUCGAUAGACAUUUCAUUGAGUCGAUUCCUAGGCGUGUAGAACAAGAAAAAGAUCGAAAAAUCGUUAAUAAAAUUUUUUCCACUUCCGGAAUUGAAAAUUGGAGAAUAAAAAAAAUUUAAACAGUUUCUUAUUGCAUAUGAGUAAUAAUACUGCCCCAAGUGUCCUUUACCCACAAACAAUUAGCGCUAAAAACAAAUGAGAUAACUAAUCAGAAAAAUAAUGAGCAAAAAAUGCCGACAAUGCAGUCUGGUUUAAUCAUUACAUGGCAAUAUUUUCCAUGACAAUUCCAAGGACAAUGAGUCCGUCUCAACUCUCGAUGAUCCCCUGUCAUUGACUUUAAUAGAUCGCACAAAAUGACGAGCAGCAGAUAUUAAUUGAAAAAACGGGAGACUCAUGAUAAUAAAUGGUUCCAUUAUUAGUACAAGUAUUUACAAUGUAAGGUCAUAUUUUUUAGAAUCAGAAAGAUCUCAGUACAGAAUAGACAAUUGACAAUGGAUUAUUAUUAUUAUUGUAUUGCAACAAUUCUAUUCAUUAUCUUAUGAUUUAACUCGGACUUAUGCACUAAGAGGGAUUGUGAUUGGAAUGCACUGAUUACAUCCGGCAAUUUUCUUCUUUUUUUUUUUUGUCAUUUGUGUUGUGAUGAAAUGUAAUGGCACACUGAUUCACGGUAAUGUUUCAUGCAGACAAAUGA